Molecule: messenger RNA, 22071 nt
Organism: Drosophila busckii
Lineage: Eukaryota; Metazoa; Arthropoda; Insecta; Diptera; Drosophilidae
Gene: Msp300
Product: nesprin-1
Exons: 11
Coding region: 1-22071 (7356 amino acids)
Biological process (GO): nuclear migration
Cellular component (GO): meiotic nuclear membrane microtubule tethering complex; nuclear outer membrane; cytoplasm
Molecular function (GO): actin filament binding
Source: RefSeq, a predicted model, not a curated record
AUGGCUGAUGAUCCAGGCAAGCAUAAGGAUCCAAACAUAGAUGCUAGCGAUGGAGCUGCAGGUGGCAGCAGCAAUGCAGCGACGCCACAAGUGCCAGCUGUUCGCCGGCGUCGUGCGCAUGAGCAGCAACUGGAGGAGCAGCAGCAAAGCAAACAGCUGGAGACAGCUACAGUGACGCGUAGUUAUAUGAAAACGGUUACCACAUCAAUGAGCAGCUCCAGCUGCAGUAACGUGGAUACGCCGCCGCAGCGUCUACGCCAAAGGGUUGAGAAGCACUGGUCAGCUGAGGGUGCAAGCAAACGCGCUGCAGAGCAAAGCGCUGAUGAGCUGCGCCAAGCUGAGCACAUGCAAGUCGAUUAUGAUGCAGAGAAUCCAUAUGAUAUAGAUGUGCAUGAAAUUGAGCGUCGUUUGCGCGAGGAGCGGCAACGUGGACUGGCGGAGGCGGAGGCAGCUAAGCUGGCGUUUCAGCAAAUUCAACUGCGGCACACAUCGACGCCGCAGCGCGUUCAGGUGCACAGCGAGCAGACAGCGAGUCCUUUUAAUGUUACACUGCGCACCACCAGCAAGCUGAGUCCUGGCGCUGAGCUAGAGUCACUGGAGUCGUCGCCUUUUAAUGUCACUUUACGCACUACACGCCGCACUGUUAAAAAGGAUUUGGAGCUGCAGCGUUUUCUGGACAAUGAGCGGCUGGUGCGUGAGGUGCCCGCAGCGGAUGGUGUGCGCACUAUUAUAACCAGCUCCCUAACUAGUGAUGGCGGCUAUGCCAAUGAGCAAAUCUAUCGUCAUGGCGAGGGCUAUGUCUCGCCCAGAGCUUCGCCCAGCUGGUCAAGCAGUGAGCACAGCAGUGUUAGCUCGCCGCAGAGCGUGGAUAUGACUGCUGGCGGCAGACGCAUACUCAUCAAGCUGGAGGAGCAUGAGCUGGAGGCGAGUUGCUCGCAUGAGCGCAGCGUUGAUGAAACUGAUUCCUCGGUGCGCGCACGCAUACGUCAGUUUGGUGGGCAGGAGUCGUCGCCGGCUGCUAUGGCAACAUUGCCUAACAUUGACAUUACUGUGGGUAGCAACCCCAGGCGGCGGCAGCAGCAACAAACAACAACAACAAAGUUGCAGACACCACAACAAGCAACAGAGCAACGGCGUCCAACUGAACUGUCAUGGCAAUCAGCGAUGACGACGACGUCAACGCCAAUUGGCACGAAGCAGUCGCAGGACUCGCCAGUUAGUCCUGUUGCAACGUGCCAAUUGCGCGGUUCUUCAACGCAAGAAUCACGUCGAAUUGUUAGCCACAAAACAACAACAACAACAAAAACAACGCGUACCACUUCAUCCUCAGCGGUUUAUUCCUCCUCCGGCUCGGUUACGCCUACGGGUAAUAUUUCGUUUACGGCUUCACAAAUACGCAUACGCGACGAUAUCGAUAACGAUUCCGAUACAGAGGGCGUGCCGGCAAGCAGUCUUGUUAUCGUUGACACGCCCACGCGCAACACAACGCCCACGCCUCACUCGCUUAGCGGCUUCGGUACUUUCAGCAAGAGUCUGCGUCAGGAUUAUCAGACUCCGUCACAAAGUAACCGCAACGACAGCAACGAACCCGAGCAAGAAUUCAAAGAGUUUCAAUCCACAAUGGCAUCGAUCAAUUUUCAACGCAGCAACUCGCAGUACGAUAGUCACAUUAAAGAGAAGCGAGAGGAGCAAGAACGUGUGCAGAAGAAGACAUUCACUAAUUGGAUUAAUUCAUACCUAUCGAAGCGUGUUCCACCGCUUCGCAUUGAUGAUUUAAUAAACGAUUUACGCGAUGGCACCAAACUGAUUGCCUUGCUCGAGGUGCUGUCCGGCGAACGCUUGCCCGUGGAGAAGGGACGCGUGCUGAGACGUCCUCACUUUCUCAGCAAUGCAAAUACAGCGCUACAAUUCUUGGCCAGCAAACGCAUCAAGCUGGUCAAUAUCAAUCCCGCAGAUCUGGUGGAUGGGAGACCACCAGUUGUGUUGGGUCUGAUAUGGACGAUUAUAUUGUACUUCCAGAUCGAGGAGAAUAGCCGCAACCUAGAAUAUUUGGGUCAUGGUAUUGGCGGUUCGGUUAGCUCACUCGACAGCGUUGGCAAUCAUAAAGCUAGGGGCGACCUCAGGGCUGAGAAAUGGAAGCAAGGUGCUAAGAAGACGUUACUCAAUUGGGUUACCAAUGCCUUGCCGAAGGAUAGUGGAGUGGAGGUGAAAGAUUUUGGCGCCAGCUGGAGAGAUGGCGUCGCUUUUCUUGCACUUAUUGAUGCUAUCAAAGCGAAUCUGGUUAACUUGGCUGAGCUAAAGAAGACCAGCAAUCGUCAGCGCUUGGAGACAGCUUUCGAUGUGGCCGAAAGCAAACUGGGCAUUGCCAAACUACUGGACGCUGAGGAUGUGGAUGUGCCCAAACCGGAUGAGAAGAGCAUAAUGACAUAUGUGGCGCAAUUUUUGCACAAGUAUCCCGAACCAAAGGGUGCAACACGUGACGAGUCACAUGUGCAGCAGGAGGCAAAUGAGCUGCGUCGCUUUCUGGUGGAGAAGACAAACGAAUACGAGCCGCUGGUUAGGUCGAAUGGCUUUCCACGUGACUUUGGCGAAUAUUUGCUGGCACGCUCCGAAGUCGAUGCGCAUUUGCCUGCAUACAAUCGCUUGAAGCAGCUGAUUGAGACGCAGAGCGGAUUUUUGCAAAUAUCACGCAGCGCAUGGGAUGAAAUUAACGAACUCUGGCAGCGGCUGCAUUACCAAAUGAUGUACUGGCUGUGGCUGCUGGACGCAGAGCUGCCCGGCGAGUUUGGUGUGGUGGGCAAGUGGCUUGCCGAAGCGGAGAAGCUGCUAAUGGACAAUGAUAUACCCAAUGCAAUGAAUGAGGAAACUGCUGCUGUCAUCAGUCGCAAGCUGGAGGAGCAUAAGCUGUUCUUUGCCGAUAUGCCACGCAUGCUGGCAAUGUUUGAUAAUGCCAAGCGCACGCCGCUGGCGCAGCAGCUGCCGCUGGAGCAGCUGCGCAAUAUGGAGCGACGACUGCAGCAGGUGGCGCAGCAGGCAGCAGAGCGACGCAUACGUCUAAAGUUUUUGGAGCACAAGUGCUGCCUCAUAGCUUUUCUCAACCUCGUGGAGAACAAAAUGCGCGGCUGGACAGGCAAAUAUGGGCAGGAGGAAAAGGUGGCGCAGCAGCUGGAGCAGUACAAGAAUUUUGUGUCGCGCAACAAAAUAUUCCAAGAGUUCCAAAAGGCUUUUGUGGAUAUGCAGCAGGUAGUGGAUGAAUACAAGCGUGAGGGCAAUGUGCCGCAUAAGGAAAGCAGCGAUAUAGAUCGCUUUAUGUACGAAACUGAGGAGCGCUGGAAGCGUGUGUCCAUGGAGCUUAAAUGCUGUCAGAAUUCACUGGAGGAGGUGGUCAACUGCUGGCGCAAUUGGAAUCAGCUGGCGCCCAGCUGCGAGGAGUGGCUAAUGCUAGCCGAACAGCAGCUGCAGCGCAGCGAGGAUGAGCGUCUUGAGUUCUUCCAGGACAUCAGCGUGUGGAAGGAUAAAUUUGAUGCGCUUGCAAAUGCAGCUAAUUAUUUGAUUGCUAGCUGCGAGGAGCCCAUUGCGCAGCAGCUGCGUCAGCGACAUGGCGCGCUGGCUGAGCGAUUUGAGCGUCUGUUUGCCAGCACCAAGCAGUAUAUGCAUGCUGGCGAUAUAAUACGCUCGCGUCAGGAAUACAAAUCGGGCAUUGAGCAGCUGUCCAAGUGGCUGCGCGGCGCUGAGUCGCUGCUCGAUCAGCGUCAGCUGCUGAGCAAUAGCGCAGACAUACGUCGCUAUGGCGAGCAGCUGCAGCAGCUUGCCAGCGAGCUGGACAACAAUGAGGAGCUGUUUAAGCACAUCAGUCGCACGUUCCAGUCGCUUAUACAGGAUUUGUCGCGCGAUGAGGUGGACAAAAUGAUGAAGCUGCUAAAGCAGGAAAAGGAAUCGCUAGUGCGCAUACGCGCGCAAAUGCCAGCCAAGCUGCAUCUGAUCAAUCAGCUGCAAAUACAGCAAGAAUCGCUUGAGGCAGGCCAAAAGGAAAUUCAUCAAUGGCUAAGCGAAGCGGAGCAGCUGCUGGCCACACAUAAUCUUGGCGCUCAGACGCUUAAUGAGCAGCUACACAAACAUAAAACUUAUUUCUCACGCACUGUUUACUAUCGCUCCAUGCUGGAGAGCAAAAACAAAGUGUUUCAAAAUCUGCUUAAAGCGGUCGCUAGCGAUGAUAAAAUCGACACAACGCCCGCCGCUCAGCAAAUGCAGCAGCUCAAUGAGCGCUUCAAUUAUGUUAUACAGAACGCGCAGCAAUGGGAGCAGCGCUUCAAUGAUGCCAACGCUGGCUGGUCGCAGUUCAAGGAUCAUGAGCGACUCGUAAGCGAUUGGCUUAGCCAAGCAGAGUCCAUGCUGCUGGAGCAGCGCAUUGAAUCCAAAACAACAAUUGAAACACAAAAGUAUUUCUUUGAGCAAAUCAAUGAGCGCUGGAUGAGCGAUUUAGUGCAGUCCGCUCAACAGCUGCUGAAUACGCUGCCCGCACCGGAGCAACCUUCAGUGGUGCAGUCAGUGGAGCAGCUGCAAAAACGCUGGCAGCAUGUGCUUAACCAAGCGCCGCUGCAUCUGCUGAAGCUCGAGUUCCGUUUGGAUGAAAAUGCAUUCUAUCAAACGCUCAAGGAUGUUGAGAAGGAAUUGCAGCUGGAGCAGCAAGCGCUAAAUCGCAAUGAGGAUGUCGACUCCAUACUGCAGCGUAAUCAGCAAUUUUUGCAACAAGCUUCAGCUGUGCCGCGUCUCGAGCAGUGUCUGCAGAACAUGCAACGCUUAGCUCAAGCGCAUCGCCAACAGCAACCCACUGAUAUUAGUUUGGAUCAGGCAUAUGACUCAGCUAAGUCGCAAUGGCAGCAAAUGUCCAGCAAACUCGCAGAUAUGCGUCAAACUCUGCAGCAAAUUCCUGCUCAAUGGCAGGGCUAUCAUCAGAAGUUCGAUGAAAUGAUCGGUUGGAUGAACAGCGUCGACCAGAGCUUAAAGAAUAUUGUCAAUGAGGUUAACACCAUGGAGGAGUUCGAAAAGGAGAAGGUUGUUUUCCAGAAAAUCUGCCAGGAUGCAGAUAACAAACGUGAGGACAUGAAGUGGCUGGUGAAGACGCUGGACUCACUGCUCGGCUUUGCUAGCGAGUCGGAGGCGAAUAUGGAGCAGAAGAAACUGGAAGAUUUAAUUGCACGCUACAAGAAUUUAAUACCAACAAUUGAGAUAACAAUGGUGAAGACUGAAGUCUUCUCCAAGUGCUACACAUACCGACGCGAGGUGCAUGAGGUGGUUUGCCUGUUGACCAAGGUGAAGGACCAGACAGCGAACAUACCAGCGCCCGAUAGUUUGGAGCGCGUGAAUCGCCUAAUCGAAGAGCAGCAGUAUGCGAUUAAUCAGCUGGAUCAUCAGCGUCCACACAUAAUGUCGAUGCUGCAGCGUGGUCGCGAUCUGAGCAAGGAUGUGCAUGCGCCAGCGUUUGUCAACACUGAAGUGAAGAAUCUGGAGACGGGCUGGACGCAAGCUUACACCGAAAGCGCUGAUAAGCUGGAGGCGCUGAAGGGCACGCAAGCAGUGUGGACUGAGUUUGUGGAUCAGAAGAAUGAUAUAUUCUCCAUGCUGCAAACGGCGGAGACUGAGCUGCGUGCGCUGACGCCGCUGCAAACAGAUCCCAAGAAUGUAAGCCAGGAUUUGAAGUCGAAGCGGGAUUUGAAUGUGCAACUGCAACAAGCGUCGCAGCAGCUGCUGCCCAAACUGCAUGCGCUAAAGGCGGAGCUAGCGCCAAUGGCUGCAGCAGACAAGCGUCCCAUACUGGAGAAGGAAAUUAAAGAGGUGGAGAAAAUGUUCUUUAAUACAAUGGAGCAUGUGAAGGAUCGCGUGGGUUACCUUGAAGACUACAGCGCUAAAUGGAACAACUACAAGACGCGCCUGGCUGAGCUACAGGAAUGGGCCAACAAAGUGGCGCCCAAGAACAUUGAAGCGCUGCAAUCCGAAGAUUUAACGCCCGAGGAGCGCGUGGUUAAGGUGCAAGCGUUCAAGCGUGUGCUGGGCGAGCGCAUGAAGCAACUGGAUCUACUAGCUGCUGAUGCUUCAGAGCUUGCACCCAAGGAGGGCAACAUAGCUGAAGCCAAGCGCCUCAAAGGUGAAAUUAGCAAACUACAAGAAGUUUUGAGCGCCAUUAAUCGCAAUGUGGAUCAUCAGUCGCAAGCAGUGCAGGAAGAUCUGGUGAACUGGCAGCAAUUCCAAGCGGGUCUGCAGCAAAUCAAACCCGCGGUGGAGCAAAGCGAAGUCAAGGUAAAUAACGUAGUUAGUAAGCCACAAACACUUGAUGAAGCCGUUGCCAUGCAACACAAUGCCAAACAAUUUGAAACCUCAUGUCUGGAGCAGCUGGACAAGCUUCAGAACAUCUCAAGCAUUAGUCAUAAAAUGUUAUGCAAAACCAAUGCCCCCGAUGAAUUAGAUGCAAUGCAAUCCCGCUGGACAGCGGUGCAUGAGAAUGCCAAGCAGGCAAGCUCAAAGCUGGAGCGUCUAGUGAGCAACUGGCAGUCGUUCGAUAAUGAUGCAGCCAAGCUGGAGCAGUGGAUUAAUCAAGGUGAAUCCACAAUGAGCAAACGUCCCGCAAUGUUAAGCACGCCGCAUAUUGAUAAACUGGAGCAGGAGCUGGUUAGAUUAAAGUCGUUUAAUAAUGAAAUUUCACAGCAGCAGGCAAAGCUUGUAGCGCUGGGACAGAAUGCAGAUCAAAUUAGUUUGCAUGUAGCGCCAGAGGGCGCCACUGCGCUCAAGCAACGCGUGCAGCAAAUGAAAAGCAAACUGGCCAAGCUGUCGGAGCUAACACGUGGCCACAUCAACGAAGUAUCCGAUGCUAUAAUAUCUAGGCAGGAUUUCAAUGCAAAGCUAGUAAACUUUAGCAACUGGAUGGAGCAGCUGCGUCAGCAGCUAGCACAAGUGGAGGAGCUGAAUCCGGAGCGUGUGGAAACAAGUUUGCAGGUGGUGCAUGCGCUGCUGCAGGAACAUGCGGAUAAGAAGCCAAGCUUCAAUGCUAUAUACGAUGAGGUAAAGCAGCUCACGUUGGGCGCCACGCCUGCGGAAUCAAAUGCGCUCAACGAUGCGUACACAGCGCUGGUAGUGAAUUAUCAGAAUUUGGAAAGCAAUUUGCAGCAGAAGAAGCUUGCGCUGGAAAAAUGGACAGAGCUGCUGAACUGGAAACACGAUACGGAAUCGCAUUUGAAUUAUUUAAAGCAUCAGCUGGACAAGCCGGAAGCACUAGCAGUAGCGGAGCUGCAGCAGCUAAGCGACGAACUGCAUAAGCUAAGCGACGGACUCAACUAUGCGCGCAGCUUAGCGCAGCAAAUCGAUGAGUUGCCUGCUGUGCAGCUGCGCGAUGCGCUAAGUCGCAAACCGUUGAUAGCCACGCAGCUGCUGCACGAUGUGGAGCAUAAGCUGGAGAAUCUUAAGCUGCGCGCGCAGCAGCAGCAGCAGCAACUGCAGCAAAUGACAGUGCGCAAGGAUAAAUUUCAGCAGCUGGAGCAGAGCUUUGGACAAACGCUGCAGCAGCAUAGCGACAAGCUGGCGCAGCUGCUUAGCCAGCCGCCUACGCUACAAAAUAUAGAUCAAAUUAUAGCGGAUUUGGUAGCGCUCAAUGCUGCACUGCAGCAGCAGCAGGAGCUAAAGCAGCGCAUACAUGAUGAGGGCGCGCUGUUAAUGCGCGAGGACAUUGCCAGCAUGCCUGCGAUACAGGAAAGUUUACUGCAACUGGACAAAAACUAUGAAACGCUGCAGCAUGAAAUCGCGCAGCGCAUACAAAAAUAUCAGUUAAUCAGUCAAGCGCUGCGCGAAUACGCAGCAAGUCAGCAAAAGUUUGAGCAGGAGCUGCUCAAAGCGGAGCAGCUAUGCCAAAGCCUAAGCGAACUGCCGCGCGACGAAACGCAGCUGCAGCAGGCAAGCGAACGCAGUCGCAAGUGUUUGGAGCAGCUGCGACGCAGCAAACUGCAGCUGGAUGAGCUUGAGCGACGCGGCAAUCAUGUGGGCAAACUAUUUGAAGCCAUAGGCGAACCAAUGCCGCUCAGCGUGCCCGCCGAGCUGGCAGCAGCCAAACAGCGCUGGCAGCAGCUGCAGGAGCAGGCGGCCAAGCACGCGCAGCUUUACGAUGCGGAAACUGUUAUAUGGUCACAGCUGGAGGAUGCCAAAAAGGAUUUGCUGCCCUGGCUAAGCGAAAUGAAUCAAAGUCUAAGCGAUGCAGCAGACAAUACGCUCGAAAUUGAAUUUGCGCCCAUGCGUCUAAGCAAAUAUCGCGCAGAGCUGCCCGCUUACGAGCAGCUGCAGUCGGCCAUAGCGCAAAAAGCGCAGCAGCUGCUUAAGCUGAACAACAAUGUGGAGCUGCCCACGCUGGCAACGCUGCAGCAGCUGCUUGCCGAGCAGUUUGCAGAGCUAGCGGCAAACGCGCAGCGUCUAAGCGUCAUCGCUAGCUCGUUCAAUGAGCAGGAGCAAGCGCUGCGCGCGCGUGUUAAACACGCAGGCGAGCAGCUAAGCAAACUGCGUGAGCAGCUAAUCAAAUGCGAUGAUAUGUCGGGCGAUAAUGCAAAGAUAAUGCAGCGUUUGCUGCAGUGUCGCGCACACAGAGCGCAGCUGGCAACACAAGGCGACGAUUUAGAAAACAUAAAACAGCAGCUCGAUGAGCUGCGUGCGCUAUAUCCAAGUUUUAGCGAGUCUAUAAUACCCAAGGAGCUUUCAAAUGUGGCAAAGCGUUACGAGGGCGUUGAAAGUUAUGGCAAAAAGAUUGAAGCAACGCUGCUGCAGUUCCUCAAAAAGUUUCAUGCGGACAAGGUGGGCAUGCUUAAGCGAUUAAUAGCAACACAAAAGGAAAAGGUCGCUUGGUGUCAACCUGAAACAAGCAGCGAUAAAUACAAUUUGGAUGUAAAAAAGUCGUCUCUAUUAGAGGUAGCCAAAGCGAUUGAUGAAUGUGCUGCGCGACAUGCGGAAACGCUCAAGUCGCUUGAAAUGCUGCAAGCGCUGGAAACACCAGAAGCGCUCGCUGAGCUGCACAGCGAUGCGCAACUGCUGCAGGCUGAAAUGACGCAGCUGCAGCAAAGCUAUGCGCAAGUGCAAGCAGAGCUAAGCGACAAUGUUGAGCUAUGGGCGGCUUACGAGCAGCAUAAUGAGCAGUUGUGCAGUUGGCUGCGCGAUGCUGAAACGCGCGUUAAAGCAGAAACUGCUGCGCAGCUGCAGCUGGCAGAGCUGCCGUCAAAGCUGCAGCAGUUGACAGUGCUGCAGUCACAAGUGCUGGAGCAGCAGCCGCAGCUGCAGUCACUGGAGCGCACAGCAGCGCAGCUUAUGGCCAAAAAUCCUGAAGCGCGCAUAGCGCAAUUUGUGCAGCAUUUGCAGCAACGCUAUCAAACAGUUAACAAAACGUUGGCAGCGCAUAUAGCCAAAGUGCAGCAGGCGCAGCUGGCGCAGCAGCAGUUUGGCCAAGCGGCAAAACAGUUCGCUGAAUGGCAAAGCGAUGCUAAAAUUGAAUUUCAGGAGCUUGCGCGCAUGGGCAGCCCUGGCAGCAGCUCAGCUACAGCGCAGCAGCUGCAAACCAUAAAGCGCUAUGUAAACAGCUUAGAUAAUGGCCAACUGCUGCUGAAUAAUGCGCUGGAUAUAGCUGAUACGCUAUACGCGAUUGUAACGCCCGAGCAGCGCGAAUUGCUGCGCGCGCAGCUGCGACAAAUGCGUGAGCAAUUUGAUUAUUUACGCGAUGAGGCGCAUGCGUUAAUGCAGCAAGUGGAGGGCGUGUUAAUACAAAAAACAAGCAUUGAGGAAAGCUAUAGCCAAGUGUCGCAUUAUCUAAGCGAAAGUGUAGCUAAGCUGCAGUCAGCAGCGCAGCUGUACGCAACGCUUGCUGCCAAGAAAUCAGCGCUGCAGCAGCACAAAACGCAGCUGCAGGAAAUUACGCUACACAAAGCAGCGCUGCAGCAGCUACACGACAAAGCAGUAGCGCUAUGCGAUGAUGAAUCGGAGCGUAAGACAGAGCAGUCCAUAGCGCAGUAUAGCAAGCUAGCGCAGCAGUUAAGCGAACGCAUAGCGACAGUCGCGCAGCAUGUGGCCAAACAUGAAAGCUACGAGCAGGUGCUGGAAAAAGCGCAAGAUUGGCUCAACACCAUCAAAGCGCAGGCGUUGGACAUUCUAAAUGAAAACGCUUAUGAAAAAGAAGGCGCUGAGGAAAAACUUGCAGUAGUUGAAAAUUUGCUGCAGCAGCAGCCCGAAGGUGAUGCAAUCUUUGCCAGCUGUCAGUCACUGCUAGACACAGUGUUAAGUCAAACUCACACAGAUGGACACGCAGCUUUAUUGGCCGCACUGCAGUCACCAAAAUCUGCUUGGGAUGCGUUCAUGCUGCUUUGCCAGGACUCGCUUGUUAAGCUCAAGCAGCUUUGCUGCAAAUGGAAUGAAUUUGAUGCUAUCAUAGCGCAGCUGUCUAACUGGCUUACGCAAGUGGAAUCGGUGGUUAAAAAUCAAAGUCUAAAAAGCACUGCAGCUGCCAAGCAGCAGCAUUUGCAGCAGCUGCAGCAACUGCAGCAGCAGAUUGUAGAACGCGGCAGCGAACUCAACGCACUGCUGGAGCAAGCGCGUGAAAUUGAUGCUGAAACUGAUUUGAAUCUCAAACUUUCACGAUUGCACACGCGCUAUCAAACGCUUACAAAUGCAUGCAAAGAAGCCUGCAGCAAAUAUGUGAACUAUGUGAAGGAUCAUGCUGCAUUUGAUGCUGACUUUGAUGCAUUUAAAGCAGCGCUGCAUUCAAGCAGCGCGCAGCUGGCGCAAACUCAGCACAGCACAGGCGAUCAUGCGGUGUUGCAGCAGCAGCAGCAGCAGCUGCGCGAUAUGUGCGAUGCGCGCAGCGCCGACGCCACACGCUUUGAGUCGCUUAUCGAACGCGGCGAAAAGUUAUACGCGCACACAAGUCCUGAUGGGCGUGAGCUCAUACGACAGCAGCUGCGUGCGCUGCGCAGUCUUUGGGAUAACUACACAGAUGAUUUAACUGCAGCUAGUCAGCAGCUGGAGCAUUGCCUGCUGCAGUUCAAUGAGUUUAGUGUGGCGCAGGAACAGCUAAGCAAGUGGCUUAAGGAUGUGGACAAAGCCAUGCAGUCGCACACAGAGCCAAAGACAACGCUGCAGGAGAAACGCGCGCAGCUGCAAAAUCACAAGCUGCUGCAUCAGGAAAUAAGCAAUCAUCAUUUGUUAGUAGACAAUGUGUGUGAUAAGGCGCAGCUACUAUUACAACAAAUCAAGGAUAAUUCAUUGCAAAUAUAUCUUGAUUCCAUUAAGCAGCUAUUCCAAGGCAUUGUAGCCAAGUCUGCUGAUAUUUUAGCCAACUUGGAGCAUUGCGUGCAGCAGCAUAGCGAACUAAACGCUGCGCUUGCUGCUGCCAAAAGCUGGUUGUCCAACGAAAAGACCAAACUGCUGGAAUGCGAUGAUGCUUAUGGCGAACGCGCGGAUAUUAAACGCAAGCUGCACACGCUGCAGCAAUUGGCGCAGGCACAAGCGCAUGCAGCGCAGCUGCUAAGCGACUUGAGCGCACAGCACGCGCAACUGCAGCCUACAACAUCGGAUAGGGGCAACGAGCUGCUGGCAGCGGAGCUAACCGAGCUGCAAACUUCAGUGCAAUGUCACUUUGAUGACAUCGAAGGCAUUGAGCGCAAGCUGCAGGAAGUGCACGCCGAUUGGCUUAAAUACGAAGCGACGCUGGAGCAGCUGUCCAGCUGGUGUCGCGCAGCCGAAAGCGUUUUUCGCGAGCAGCCGCUGCAGAGCACACUGCACGAAAAAGUGGAGCAGCUGGAGAAAUAUAAAAUACAACGUGAGCUGCUGCUGCAGCAAGAGCGACAAAUUGAUGCAUUUGGCGAUAUGGCGCAUGCGCUGCUCAACAGCUGCGGCGCUGAGCGACUCAAAACGCAUGCCACACAGCUAGCGAAUCGCUAUCAGUUGCUGCAAGUGUUGAGCAAGGAAGUGGUUAAUCGCUGGUGCAAUCUUGUGGACGAGCAUCAGCUGUAUCAGGAUAAAUACAAUGAAGUCGAUUUAUGGCUGCAGCCCAUAGAAGCGCAGCUGGAGAAAGCGCUGCUUUCAGAGCCCGCAGCGCGUGCAAAUGUGUUGCAGCUGCUGCUGGCAGAGCGUGAGCGUGCAGAGCAGCAAUUUGCAGCGCUUAAUGCUGCAGCGGAAAAAGCGCUGCCCGAAACUUCAACGCAGGGCAGAGAAAAGCUGCGCAAACAGCUGCGCGACAUACGCGAGCGCUGGGAUCAGCUGGACGAGCGCAUACGCGCGCUCGAAAAGCAGCAACAAGCGCAAACUGUGCAGUUGUCCAGUUAUCAGGAUAUUCUAACACAACUGCUCAACUGGCUGGAGCAGCAGGAAAAGCAGCUGCAGCUGGAGCAGCCAGCAAGCUGGACAAGCGCGCAGGAAAUACGCUCAAAGAUUUAUAAAUACAAAGCAGCCAAUCAGGACAUAGCAUCGCAUAAGCGUGUGCUCGAAGCUGUAAGCGAAAAAGCAGCAGCGCUUAAUGAGCCUGUAGUGGAAGUUAAUGCGCGCUAUGAGCGCUUAGCGCAGCAAUGCGCGCAGCUACUCCAAGAUUUGGAAGCCGCUUACGAUGUAUAUCAGCAAUUUAGUGAGCUGCAAAAAGCGCAGCAGGAUUAUCAAAAGAAUCUGUGGGAUCGCUUAGCAGGCUACUCGGACUAUUCGGGCAACAAAGCAGCGCUGCAGGCGCGUUUACAAAAACUUGUGGAGCUGCAGGAUGCGCUGCCUGAGGGCAGCGCUAAGCUUAAGCUGCUGCAGCAGCAUAUCGCGCAGCAGGCAGCGUCUAUACCUGCGCGCUCCAAAGAAAAUAUGACGCGCGAUGCGGCCAAUUUGCAAGCGGAUUAUGAAAAGUUUGCAGGCAGUUUGGCUGAUGUGCGUAGUGGACUGGAGCAGCGUUUGCAGCAAUGGCAGGAGUACGAGCUUAAUGUAGAUCGCUUAAUCAGCUGGCUAAGCGAAGCUGAAAACUCGCUUAAGAAUUACAAUUUGCGCAACAGCUACGAGGAAAAGGAGCAGCAGCUGCAGCUGUUCCAAGCGCUUACCCAAACGCUGCGUCAAAACGAAGCAGACUUUGAGCAAAUGAAGGAUCAAAGCUCCGAGCUGGUGCAGAGCUCAGGCGAAACGCGCAUUGCUGUGAAUGUGCAGCAGGUGUCGUCACGCUUUCAAUCCAUACAAGCGACAGCUAAAGAAAUAUUGAAAAAAUGCGAGCAAGCAGUGCAGGAGCAUGCGCAGUUUAAUGAAAAGUAUAAGCAAGCAGCUGAUUGGCUGGCGCAAGCGCAGGCGCGCUACGAAAACUGCAGCGAGCUUGACAGCGUAGCAGCGCGCGAGGAGCUGCUGCAAAAGCAGCAGCAAAUACAGGAGCUGCUGGCGCAGCAGCCAACAGCGUUGCAGCUGCUCAAUAGCACAGUGGAGCUGGGCGAAAAGUGUUACAGCUCGACGGCAAGCGAAGGACGCGAUGCGAUACGCGCGCAGCUGGACGCGCUCAACUAUGAGCAGCUGUACGACAAUGUGCAAGCGACAGCGCGCAAGCUGCAGGAUAAAUUAGCCAAAUGGUGUGGCUUUGAUGAAACUGCGCAGCAGCUGGACACAUGGCUAAGCGAUUUGGAGCAAGCGCUGCCCAGCGAUAUAGAGCUGCGCACUACGCUCGACGAAAAGCGCAGCAAGUUGCAAAACUAUCGCGAUGCGCUCAACGACAUUAACAAUCAUCAGUUAUCGCUAGCGAAUUUACAAGAAAUUGCAGCCAAUUUGCCAGAGCAAACGCCGCAGGUCGCGCAGCUUGCCGCACGCUUUGCUAAGCUGCAGCAGCGCGCGAAUUCAUACGUUGAGCGUUAUGAAUGCAUUGUAAGCGCUCAUCAGCACUACAGCAAAGCGGUAAUGGAAGCGCAGGAGUUUAUGGAUGCUACGCAAAAUACUGUGCACUAUUGGGGCGACUUGGAGCUGGAGCAAAUGUCGCUGCACACGAAUUUGGAUCGCUUGCGGCAUCAGCAGGCGAGCUUGGCUGAUGAAUUUCCGCGCGUCGAUCAAGUGCGUGCGCUGGGCGAAAAGGUUAUACCAGGCACAGUGCAGUCGGGACAGGUGAACAUCAAAGCGCAAAUUGAUAGCACGCAGCAGGAGUGGGAAAGUUUGUUGGCCAGCAUAGCGGCUACCAUUGAAGCUAUUGAAGCGCGUCUAGCGCAAUGGGCAGAAUAUGAGCAGCUGCGCGAUUGUUGCCUCGCUUGGCUGCGCGACACAGACAAUGCGCUGCAUGCUAUUGAUUUGAAGGAAAGUUUGUGCAGCAAGCGCGCGCAGCUGGAGCAGCUUAAGUCACUGCAAGGUGAAGUGCGCGCCAAGGAGCUGGAAGUGGAUAAUGUUACCGAAAAAGCGCAAACGCUGCUCAAGAGCGGCGCAUCUAGUCGCGCUGCUGGCCCCGAACUUGUUACCAAAUAUCAGCAAAUCUUUCAUAAGGUUAAGGAUCUGCAUCAGCGCUGGCAGCAAUAUGUGGCCAGUCAUGCGGACUUUGACAACAGUUUGCAGGACUGCAGCAGCUGGAUUGCUGGCAUUCAACAGCAGCUGCAGUACUGCGCAGAUCAGUCGAGCAUGAGUCAAAAGGAGCUGGACAAGAAGUUGUCCAUCAUACAGGAUGUUAUACUGCUCAAGGAUGAAGGCUGCGCGCGUGUGCUUAAAGUGCUGGAGCAGGCGCAACAUGUGCUUGCAAAUACAGCGCCAGCUGGACAUGAGCCCAUCAAUCGACAGCUAGCGGAGCUGCAGCAGCUUUGGUCCGACAUAGCGCUGCGCAUUAUGGACGUCAAGGCGCAGCUAGAUGAUUCUAUUACACAAUGGUCUGGCUUCCUCGAUCAAGUGCAAACAGUGCGUAAAUUCAAUGAUUGGUUGCAUACGCUGCUGCAGGAGCUUGGAGAGCAUCAAACUACAAUGACAGAGAAGCGUGCGCAGCUGGAUCGUGUCAAGAGCACAGAGGAAAAAGUGCGCGUUGAAAAGAUUGAUGUGGAUGCGUUGAAGCUGCAGGCGCAGGAAAUGAUUGCAAGUGGUCAGCAAAGUCAAGCGGCGUAUCAAGCGCAAAAAGUGCUCGACAAUUUUGAUGCGCUGUACACACAAACGCAAAAACUGCUUUCCGAUCGUCAGGAUCAGCAUCGUGAUCAUCGUUUAUAUAAAGAAGCCUACGAUGAUUUGGUUAGCUGGAUAAGUCGCGCGCGUGAAAAGUUUCCAGCGCUUAAGCAAAGCAGCCUAAGCGAUAAGCUUGCUAUUGAAAAUGCUGUGCAGGCUACGGAAGCGCUGCUCAAUAAGCAGGCACAAGGUGAGCUGCUCGUCGAGCAUCUGGUGCAUACUGGCGAGGUGGUGCUUGCAUCCACCUCAACUCAAGGUCAGGAGAUUAUACGCAAUGAUAUACGCGCGCUGCGCGAUAGUUUCGAAAGUCUGUUCCGCGAAAUUAAUCAGCAAAAGGAAAGCUUGGAGGUUACCAUGGUGCAGUGGCGCGCCUAUAAGGAAGAGUACGAGCGUCUUAUGGAAUGGCUGCAGCAAAUUGAUAUUUUAGUUAAAAAUCACAAGCUUAAUCUCUGCUCCAAUCUGCCGGAGAAGCAGAAGCAGGUGCAGGACAUGCGCAGCAUAUUGGAGCGUUUGGAAAAUGGCAAAUCAGACAUCGAUAAAUUCCAUGCCAGCGCUGCAGGUUUGCUCAAAUCCCAUUUGGAUAGCUAUGUCAACAAUCAGCUGCGUCAUCUAAGCUCAGUGUAUCAGGUGCAGGUUAAUCUUGCCAAGGAUGUGCUUAAGAAAGUCGAAACCAACUGCGAUCAGCAUGCGGAAUACGAUGCGAAUAUGCAGUCGGCACAGCAAUGGAUUGCCAAUGCCAAGCAGACUAUACAGUCGGCUGGUGAAGGCGCCGGCGCCAAGGAGGCACUGCAGCGUCGUCUGGAGCAAAUUCAACAGCUCAUACGCAAUCGCGAGGCGGGACAGAAUCUGGUGCACACUGCCAUCAACAAUGGUGAAAAGAUUAUACGCAAUACGCGCUCCGAUGGACGCGAUGCCAUCAAUAGCGAAAUGAAGGAGCUGCAAACGGAAUGGGAUCGUCUGGUCAAGAAAAUGUCCAAUGCCAAGGUGCAGCUCGAAACGAAUCUGCUUCAGUGGGCAGACUACAGCUCCAGCUACACACAGCUGCAGCAAUGGAUUACGGAUCGUGAGGCCAAACUGCAGCAGGCGUGCGAGCAAAAGAUUGCCAAAUCGCAGCGUGGUCAGCCUGGUCUAAGCAGCGGCUUGAGCGAGCGCAAAGCAAAUCUGCGUCAGACCAACAACAUAGUGCAGGAUAUUGUAAGCUUUGAGCCCAUGAUACAGUCGGUUGCCUCCAAGGCGUCGGAUCUGCAGCAAGGCGCGCCCGCUAGCGAAAUCUCUGACAAGUACGAGUCGCUUACCAAGCAGGCCAAGCAGCUGUAUGAUAAGCAAAAGAAUACCAUCGAUAGCUAUCAGGCUUUGAUUGAUGCGGGCAAUGAGUUUGCCAGCUGGCUGCGCAAUGCCAAGGAGCGCCUCAGCAAGUGCUCCGAACCCACGGGCGACAAGCAAGCGCUGGCGGAGAAAACGCAUCAGCUGAAAAUACUGCAGGGUGAGGUGCCCGAGGGUGCGGAGAAACUAAAGAGCGCGCUAACUCAAGGUGAAAUUGCUUGCCGCACUGCUGAGCCCGAGGAUUGCGCCAUAAUUGAGGAGGAAGUAGCGCUGCUGCAAGAGGAAUUCGACAGCUAUGUAGAGGCGCUAAAUAAGGCAAAGGAUUACCUCGAGGUGGGCAUUGUCAAGUGGUCCGACUAUCAGGAGCAGUAUACCGAAGCGCUGGAAUGGUUAACCAAAACGGAAACCCUUGUGCAGUCCUACAACAAGCUGCAGGAUAGUCUUACACAAAAGAAAAUUGUGCUGGAGGAAUUCCAGGGACAUCUGCAAACGCUCUUCGACUGGCAGAAGACCUUGGAUCAUUUGAAUAUGAAGGCGCAGCUGUUGCUCGAGACUUGCUCCGAUACGCGCAUUAGCAAUGCCAUAAUGCAAUUGACCACCAAAUACAAUGCGCUGCUUACGCUGGCCAAGGAGGUAAUGCGUCGUCUGGAGCUUCACUAUCAGGAGCAUCAGCAGCAUCAUACGCUCUAUGAGGAGUGUCAGUCAUGGAUUGAAAAUACGCGCGAAAAACUUGCGGAAUGCGAGCAAAUUCCUGGCACACUCUCGGAGGUGCAAAUCAAACUGAAUACAGUAAAGAAUCUGCGUCAAGGCUUUGAAACAGGGCAAAACAAGCUGCGCUAUUUGCUCGAGUUAAAGGAGAAGGUCAUUAUGAAUACGGAACAGCAGGGUGCGCUUAAGGUGCAAGAGGAUACCGAAACCCUAAAGCAGGACUUUGAGAAACUGUUGCUCGACCUCAACGAAGUGCGUCAACAGCUUGCGAAUCGUUUGGCGCAGCUGGAGGAAAUCUUUAAGCUGUACAAACUGCUGCUGGAAUGGCUGGAGGAUGUUGAGCCCAGCGUCAAGUCAAGCGAUGCUUAUUUGAAUGAUCUAAGCGAAAAACGCGCAGCGCUGGAGAAAUUCCGUGUCAUACAACGCGACAUCAAUGGCCAUACGGAUAUUGUAGAGAAAAUACAGGAGCGCGUGCGUGAGGAUGCCAGUUUGGAUAGCCAGGACUUCCAGCCUGGACUCGCGCGCUUCGAGCAGCUGCAGGCGCAGGUUAAUGCCACUAUCGAAUCGCUGGAGAAUCAAGUCAAUAGCCAUGAGAAAUACAAGCAGGCCUACAAUGAGCUGCAGGAUUGGCUGCGUCGCACACGCAUCGAUGUGGAGCAGUGCGCCGAUUGUCAUGGCGAGAAGGAGCAAGUGGAGCAGCGUCUUAAUCACUUGGGCGAUCUGCAAGCCGCCUCCAUGGAGGGCAAAGCGCUGCUCGAUGCCUGCGUUGAGCUUAGCCAAGCGGUCAUUGCCACCAGCGGCAACGAGGGUCAGGAUAAUGUAGCGCAGGAAAUCAAACAUCUAACCAGCGAAUGGGAGACUAUGCAGAGCUUGGCGCGCGAUGCGCGCAGCAGUCUGGAGCAGUGUCUGGCCGCCUGGCAGGCGUUCCUGCAGCAGUUCAACAAAAUCAAUCUAUGGAUUGUCAACAUGAGCAAGCGUGUGGCCAAGUCGCAGGAAGCGGAAAACAAAACCACCGAAGAUUUGGCCCAUGCCAAGAAACUGCUGGAGGAAGUGCUGGCGGAGAAGGAAACAGUCGAAGAUCUGAACGACAAUUGUGAGCUGCUGAUGGAGCAAAGCGCCUGCACUCGCAUACGCGAUCAGACAAUCGAAACGCAAGCCAAUUAUACCAAACUGUUGACUUCGGCUCAAGGACUGGUGGCCAAGAUCGAAAAGAAUCUGUCCGAUCAUACCGAGUUCCUCAACUACAAGAAGGAAAUGGACGAUUGGAUAGAGCGUGCACAGCAAGUGCUCAACGAAUGCAGCAACGAUGGCGAUGCCGCUGUCAUUGCUCAAAAGCUGGAAACUGUUAAUUCGCUGUCCUCACGCUUGCCGGAGGGACAACACCUGCUGGCCAUGGUACAGGAUGCCUAUUCAAAGGCCUCCAAUAUAACACCCGAGGAGAAGCAGGAGAAACUGCGUGAGCUGAUGACAACAGUGCGCGAGGACUGGGACGCGUUGGGACUGGCUGUCAAGGAGAAGCUUAGCGACUUGAAGCAGGCACAGCAUCGCUGGAUUGACUUUGCUGCCAACAGAGACAAGCUGGACAAGUGGUUGAGCGAAACGGAGCAAACGCUGAAGACAGCGCCACAGACAAAGGGCGAGCUGAGCGAGAUGAAGACGCUGCUGGAGCGCUACAAGACGCUGGCCAACGAGAUCAAGCAGAAGGCCACAGAGCUGGAGCAGCUGCAGUCAGAGGCGCGUGAACUGGGCACCGAAGUUGAUGCCGUAAAUCGUUUGCAGUCGCGCUGCGAUAAGCUGAAGCAGGACUGUGCUGGCUACUUGAAGGAUCUGGAGCAGGAGAUGCUGGACUACAAUGCGUACCAUCAGAAUCUGCAGGAUGUAGAGAAAUGGCUACUGCAAAUUUCGUUCCAAUUGAUGGCGCACAAUUCGCUGUUCAUUUCAAAUCGCGAGCAAACGCAAGAGCAAAUCAAACAACACGAAGCGCUGCUGAGCGAAAUUCAAAAGUAUCAAACCAAUUUGGAUGAUCUGAAUGCCAAGGGACAGGCGCAAAUCAAGCGCUACGAGUCCAGCACGCCCAGCAUACGUCCCACUGUCGAAUCCCAGCUGCAUAAUAUACAGGAGAGCUACAACUCGCUGCUGCAGACAUCUGUGCAGAUUAAGAAUCGUCUGCUCGAGUCGCUUGCCAAGUUCCAGGAGUACGAGGAUACACUCGAUAACAUUAUGCGCAAUCUGGAGACCUAUGAGCCCAUCAUACAAACCGAGCUGGAUGCACCUGCCACUAGCCUGGAGCUAGCCCAAAGUCAACUCAAGUGCGCCCAGGACAUGCAGCAGAAGCUAAACAAUGAAAAGGCGCGUCUGGCCGCCGCUGUCCAAGCCUGCGAAGCAGCCACCGCCUCCAUAAGCCGUCCCAGCUCACCGCUGGAGACGGCCAUGCACGCCAUACCCGAACGCGAGCUCAUUGUGCGCUCCAAGCUUGAAGAUCUGCUCGACCAGGUGCAAUCCCACUUGGGUGGCUUGACCGCAUCGGUUAGCGAGCUGGAGCAGCAGCAGAAGCAUCGCGCUGAGCUGCAGGAUUGGGUUAAGAAGCAGCAGAGCUCGGUUUCAGAUUGGCUAAUGCGGCCAUGCAAACUGCGUCCGGAGGCAGCGCAACAGGAGCUGGUGUCCAUGAACGAUCUGUUGAACUCCAUUGGCGACAAGCGCUCCCAGUUGAUGCUCGAAAUGACGGGAUCAUUGGGCGAUGAGGAAACGGAUUUGGAUGACAACAUUGACAAACUGGAGUCGGAGCUCAUGGACGCCAUUGCCAAGAAGCAGGCAGGCCAGAAUGUUAUCGAAGGCUAUCGCCAGGGCAUGCAGGAUGUGCAGAACUGGUUUGACAGCCUGAUCAAGCGCAUGGACGUGCUGGAUCGCGGCUCCGGACUGAACUGUGCACAGAAGAUGGCGGCAAUUAAUGAGAUACGCAAUGAGUAUGAGCUGCAGGGUCAUCCCAAGAUACAGGAGCUGAAGGGCAAGGCAGCGCAAGUGGCUGAGGUCAUAAGCAAUCUGGAUGGCCAGCAAGUGGAGGAGCAAAUGAAAUCGCUGGAUCGUCGCUUUGCGGAUCUGGGCAAGCGGAUUGAGCGCAAGGUGCAGCUGCUGGAUGUGACCAACAAGGGCGUGGAUGGCGCCAAGGCCGAGAUUGAUCAGCUGCAAAAGUGGGUGAAGCAACAAAUCGAAGAAGUGCAGGCGCCAACAGCGCUUGGAUUUACGCCCAAGGACGCCGAGGCGCGUCAGCAGCGCAUCAAGAGUCUGAUGAAGGAUGCCGAGGCAAAGCAAUCGCUGGCCGAUGUGCUGGAGAAGCGCAUUGCCAAUAUGCAGUCCGAGCUGGAGCCGGCCGAGCAUGCACAGCUGGAGUCGGCGCUACGUAAUCUGAACAGCGAGAAUCGCAAUUUGUGCACAGUGCUGAAGUCGGAGCUGGAGCGUGCGCUGGAUGCGAGCAAGGCACGCAAAGCGCUCGAAAACGAUUUGGACAAAGCGCGUCAAUGGCUCAAGUCGAAGAUUAGCGAAGUGCGCAAGUUGCCAGUGUAUCAUCCGCUAAGCUCAGCAGAGAUUGAAAAGAAGAUACAAGAGAAUCGCAAAUACGAUGAUGAUGCCAAGCAGUUCAACGACAGCGUCCUGAGCGAUGUGCAGCGCCAGGCUGCAAAUAUAAUGAAGGACUGCGGCGAUGCGGACAAGGCGGCGCUGCAAAAGAUGCUGGACGAAUUGGCAGCCGACUAUCAGACAUUGAAGGAGGAGAGCGGCAAGCGUGGCAAGUCGCUGGAUGAUCUGCUGCAAGGUCGCCAGGGCUUUGAGUCAGCGAUGAAGCAAAUGAACGAUUGGCUGAACGAAAUGGAAACCGCUACCGAGUGCGAGCUACGCACCACCAGUCUGCCCGUGCUCGAGGAGCAAUUGACGCACUACAAGAAGCUGCUGCAGAAUGCGCAGCAAAUGGGCGGACUCAUCAACGAUGUGUCCGAGCAGGGCAAAAGCAUUUUGCCUACGCUCAGCAAUGCCGACAAGCUGAAGUUGAAUGAUGACAUCAAAAGCAUGAAGGAUCGCUAUGCACGCAUUAAGCAAACCAUAGACGAUCGCAAUGCUGCGCUUGCAGAACAUAUAAAGAAGUACAAGGAUGCCAAGAAUAGACUUGCCGACUGCAGUCAAUUCUUGGGCAGCAUACAGCAGCGUCUGCGUGAGCUGAAUCGUCCCAUUGGCUCGAGAAUUGAAGAUGUGCAAGAUUUGCUGGGCGCCUAUGAGGGCAUACUGAAGGAGCUCAAGGACAGCAAGAGCAAAAUGGGUGACAUGCAAAUGGAUGAUUUGCCGGAGCUGCAGAGCAUCUUGGCGCAGCAGGAUGACAUGAUCAAGCUCAUCGAGGAUCAGCUGGCGCACUUGCGUCAGCUGCUGCUGCUGCGUGAACAGUUCAUAGCGUUGAUCAAUGAGAUCAUUGCGUUCAUUAUGAAAUACACUGAUGUCAUCAUCGAUAUUGAGAACUCGCCGGAUAGCCUCGAGGAUAAGAUUAACAAAUACGACAAUGUUAUUGUCAAAAUACAAGAGUGCGAGGGGCUGCUUGCCUCUGCCUAUGACAAGGGCCAAAAGAUUGCCUCCGAGGGCAAUGCGGCGGACAAAAACAGCAUCACCGAGCAGCUGCAAUCGCUAAAGAAUCAGCUGCAAAAUUUGCGCAAGGCUGUCGAGUCACAACGCCAGAAGCAUCAGCUGCAGCUGGAGUCGCACAAGAAGAUGGCCGCCGAGCUAAGCGAUAUAUUGGAUUGGCAGUGGUCGACAAGAUCGGGCGCUUGCCAAAGUACGCGUCCCGCUCUGCGAUCGCGAUACGUAGAGUCUGGCGAGCGUGAGCUCGCAAAAGCAUCCAAACACAUAUGCCGGCGAUAUUGA